AUGGGACAAUAUGAACAAGCCUUUCGAUGUUUUGUUCUUAAUUCACACUUGUAUCCGACAAAUUUGAAUAAUAUUCAAUCAUUGCAGAGUUGUAUUAUUGAAGGAAGUCAAGUGAGAGAUUUUGAGAGUGGACAAUUGGCUAGAAAGACAAAUAUUGAGGAAAAUAGGUCACUAAAGGAAUUACAAUUAAGACAAUUGAUGGUUAAUCCAUCAGAUUUUGAAUUGAGGGUAUUCUUUUUGAGGAAAUUAAUUGACAAAUAUUUAGGAGCCACUAAAAGAGAUGAAAAGAGAGAAUUAGAGUCCCAAAUAUACAAAUUUGUGUUGGACUAUUUCAAUAGAAAAUACAUUUCAAAAAUUGUAAAUAUUCAAGCAAAUUAUUCCAUGCUAAAUAUGGAACAAGUUCAAGAAUUUAAAAUGAUAAUCGAGAUGUUACAACAAAACAAAUUGGAAAGGUACGCUUUGGAGUUGAAUAGACUUGUUAUCAAGUUGGCUCCAUCACUAGAUCCGCAAUUAUUCUUGAGCCAGUAUGAUUUAUAUUUGAAAUUUGAUGACUAUUUGAAUGCCUUCAAGAGCUAUUCUCAUUUCAUGUAUCUGACAGGAAACAAUAGUAUCGAGAGCUAUGCUAUCUGUGGAGAAUGUCUUGAAAAAGCAGGAUAUUACCACAAGGCGAUUAUUGCUUUUUGGCAAUGUCACUUGUUACAACAACAAGAAUUGAUGACAUAUAGACAACAGGAGCAACCAAAAGAUUUCGAUUCAGAAAUAGAUGAAACAACGACAACACCAAUCUCUAACAAUUCUUCUACAGAAGAAAAAAUAGCUCAAUACGAUAAGAAAUCACUAAAAUAUCUAUUUCAUAUCAAACAGAGCAUUGUGCCAAAAUUGAAAAGCUCGACAAUCCCUCUCACCACAGAACAACAAGAAAUAGUGGAACGAAUAAUACAAAUAACAGAAUUGGAAAAUGAUUAUUCAAUAAAUAACUAA
Molecule: messenger RNA, 981 nt
Organism: Naegleria gruberi
Lineage: Eukaryota; Heterolobosea; Eutetramitea; Acrasida; Naegleriidae
Exons: 1
Coding region: 1-981 (326 amino acids)
Source: RefSeq, a predicted model, not a curated record